GAGCAUCCAGUCAUGCCACAAGCACCUGAUCGAGGAAAAGAAACAACGAAAUUCAUGAUUCCUAAACCUAAGGACAACUGGACAGAUGCUGAGAAGUUUCAAGAAGAAGCCAACUAUCGUGUCUUGUAUGCGAUUAUGAUGGCAGUAGAUCAGACAAGACACAAAAUGAUAGUUCAUUGCAAGACUGUGAAAGAUGCUUGGAGGGUUCUACAGCGUCAAUUCAAAGGUUCAACGGUUGUCAAGGCAUCCAGACUUCAAUGGGUAACUCUUGAAUUCGAUCAGAUCAAAAUGAGGGAUGAAGAGACAAUUGAUGUAUACUAUGCCAGAUUAUGUGAUCUGGUGAAUCAAAGUAUGAUGCUUGGAGAAGAAAUCUCUGAGAAGCGUCAAGUACAAAAGAUUAUGAGAACCGUUGUUCCCAGGUUUAGAGAGAAAAUCACAGCUCUUGAAAGUUUCCAAAGAGUGGCGUCGUUGGAUGUUGAUGAACUUCUUGGAGAACUCAGGACGUUUGAAAUCAACAACAAUUAUGAUAAAAAUUUGAUGUAUGGAACUACAUGGGAAACCUUCCAGAAACUUACCAUAAGUAAGCCUCUAUCUCCAAAAUCUCCUUUGAAGGUUCAUUCUCCUAUGCAGAAAUCUGUUAGUAAAACUUACCAUAACUUUGUUCCUAUUUGUCAUUACUGUGGUGUAACUGGUCACAUACGACCCAAAUGUUAUAAAAUGCAGCAUGAUCUUUGUACAGGUAAUGUUAGGGGUUGGAAUCAGUCUGGCAUUCUGGUGAAGGUUCAUGCCAGAACCCUCCCAAAUAACCGUGCCAAAACUCAUCAAGUGUGGGUUGCUAAAAAAUCCUUCAACUGUUUUGCCUUUGUUCUGUCUCUCAGGACUUCCUUAAAUGGUAAAUGGUAUCAGGACAACGGCUGCUCUAGACACAUGACUGGGGAACCUUCCUACUUGAUGAACAUUCAGUCCGGUUCAAAUGGGGAAGUCACGUUCGGUGACGGUGUUAGCAAUAAGGUUAUUGGAACAUGCUGUUUAAAUUUGGGUGGGUUACCUAAAUUAACUGAUGUUGAAGGUUCUUGUGUACUUACAGGUUCUCGUUCAAUGGAUAACUGUUAUCUUGUUGAUUUUAAUGAAAAAUGCCUUUUCUCAAAUGUGAGCGAACCUGAAAUCUGGCAUCAACGCUUAGGGCAUAUUGGAUACUCUCACCUUGUCAAAUUGACCAAUGCACGUGUAGUCAGGGGUGUUCCAAAGAUUGCUAUGAAGGACCAGCCAAUUUGCGAACCUUGCCAACUAGGUAAGCAAACGAGGACAUCCCACAAGUCACUGAACCACAUUGCUUCUAAACAGAUCCUAGAGCUUCUUCACAUGGAUCUCAUGAGUCCCAUUCAGGUAGAAAGCUAUCAAGGUAAAAAAUAUAUUUUUGUGUGCGUUGAUGAUUUCUCUCGAUAUACUUGUGUUGAUUUUUGCGUGAAAAGUCUGACACAUUCUCUACCUUUAAGUCACUUU
Messenger RNA from Striga hermonthica, 1503 nucleotides. NCBI's taxonomy places the organism in Eukaryota, Viridiplantae, Streptophyta, Magnoliopsida, Lamiales, Orobanchaceae. The record is from the annotation of a GenBank genome assembly.